Molecule: messenger RNA, 255 nt
Organism: Rotaria sp. Silwood2
Lineage: Eukaryota; Metazoa; Rotifera; Eurotatoria; Philodinida; Philodinidae
Source: the annotation of a GenBank genome assembly
AUGACUCGUGGUUCGUCGAACAACGACUUGGAUAAAGUAGUUUUAACUGAUUCAACAAGUGAUCAAUUAACCAGCGACUUUCGAUCAACAGACGUAAAGUCUGCAUAUCCUGGACAAGUAUUAUCCGAGGUCAAAGAUUCUAGCGCAACUAGUGGAGAUUCUGAUACUCAAGAUCAAACAGGAACAAAUACCAAUAAGACUACACCCCUACAGGGACAAGUUGGUGAAGGAAUGCCUGAUCAUUACAAAAAAUAG